Colletotrichum abscissum is the source of this 918-nucleotide messenger RNA. RefSeq names its product enoyl-CoA hydratase/isomerase. Gene Ontology annotation, molecular function: enoyl-CoA hydratase activity. The transcript has a single exon. Gene Ontology annotation, cellular component: mitochondrion. The coding region runs from base 1 to 918 and encodes 305 amino acids. The record is from RefSeq and is a predicted model, not a curated record. Lineage: Eukaryota; Fungi; Ascomycota; Sordariomycetes; Glomerellales; Glomerellaceae. Gene Ontology annotation, biological process: fatty acid beta-oxidation.
AUGUCACACACGCCCAACUUCGCCAGCCCUCCUCCCGAUGUCGGCCCGGACGCCGCCGUCUCCUUCCCCCGCAAGCAUAUCAUGUUAAUCACCCUCAACCGGCCCCGCCACCUGAACUCAAUCUACUCGGAACUUCACUACUCCCUCGCCCGGCUUUACGAGUGGUAUGACACGGAGCCAACCCUCCGCUGUGCCGUCCUAACGGGCACCGGGCGCGCCUUCUGCGCUGGCGCGGACCUGAAAGAGUGGAACGUCCGUAACACCACGGGCAAAUCCAACAACCCGUCUUCCGUCAGCGCAGACCCGGCCCCACAAGCUCCGGUGGUGACAGCCGACCACCCGGACGCCAAGCCAGGUGAAAAGUGGCCAUCCACCGCCGGCUUUGGCGGACUGUCGAAUCGCGGUGGGAAGAAGCCUGUUAUUGCUGCUGUCAAUGGUCUGUGUCUCGGUGGCGGGAUGGAGAUGAUUAUCAAUGCGGACUUGGUGUACGCGUCCACGAAGGCUAAGUUUGGACUUCCCGAGGUGACCAUCGGUGUCAUCGCCAUCGCUGGCGCUCUCCCUCGUCUGAUCAAGUCCGUGGGUCGCCAGCGUGCCACGGAGAUGGCCCUGAUUGGGAGAACGGACUACACUGCCGAGGAAAUGGUAUCCUGGGGACUUGUGAACAAGGUUGUGCAGCCCGACGACUUGAUGGAGACUGCGCUGGGUGCCGCGGAGGCCAUUGCGAGAAACUCGCCGGACUCAAUCAUCGUCUCGAGAGAGGGCCUAAAGACUGGGUGGGAGCCGAUGGGUCCGAUAGAGGCGACGGGUUUCAUUGACCAGACGAUUUAUCGCAAGAUGGAGGCGGGAGAAAACAUGACUGAAGGCGUCAAGAGUUUCGUCGAGAAGAGAAAGCCGGUGUACAAGGAUAGUAAGCUUUAA